AUGGCAAUUACCGACGAGAAUCGCUACGAUAACAAAGGCCCCAAGAUCCUGGCUGUUCUAUGGACUUUGACUGGGCUGACGGCCCUCAUUGUCUCCGCCAGAAUUUACAUCCGGAUGGUGUUGCUGCGAAACUUUGGCAUUGAUGAUUAUUUGAUUUUGAUCUCCAUGCUACUCGGCCUUGCAUAUUGUAGUGUCACUACAGCUGGUGUAAGUGUGGGCUAUGGUCAACAUGCCGAAUACCUGAGCGAUACGGAUUUGGAGAUGGCUAUUCUACUCAAUAGCAUCAGCUUUCUGUUUGGAAUUCUCUCCUUUACUAUCCCCAAGGUGGCUGUGACGGCGAUGUUGAAUCGGAUCUUGAAUCCUGGGCGAGUCCAAAAGAUUAUACUAUGGGUGUUGGUUGGAAGCGCAGCCAUCGUUUCGGUCAUUUGCAUUCUAAUAUUGUUCACGAUGUGCGAUCCGCCAAGGGCAUUGUGGCAAACAUCACUUAUAACGAAAGGUGAAGCCACCUGCAAGAGUACAUGGAUUCUCAUCAACUAUGCUCUCUUCACUGGAGCUCUCUCGGCAUUCGUUGAUUUGUAUUUGGCUAUCUACCCCACGACCGUGUUGUUGAAACUUCAAAUGUCUCUUCGAAAGAGAACUGCGCUCUGCGCUGCUUUGGGCCUUGGUGCAAUUGCUUCUGCAAUGGCAAUUAUCAAGUGCACCCAGCUUCAUGAACUUGCCGACAAAUCCGACUACACAUAUGGAACUGCCGACCUAGUUAUGUGGACCAAUGUCGAAGCCAACAUCGUCGUCAUAGCGUCCUGCAUCCCAACCCUACAGCCACUUCUCGAAAUCAUACUCGGAAAACGAGGGUUCGGCUCCUAUAGCCAAGGAAAGGGUGAUCGCUACAAAGGUAGCGACAGUUUCCCUCCCUCUUCCUACAAUCGCAACAAACAUUCAAAUGCAAUGGGCAAAGAUGAACUCGGCUUUACCAACCUUGAUACUGUCAUGGGUAAAGAAAGCCAAGAGAGCAUACUUCCUUCGAAUGAAACUGGGAAGCAGGAUACUUUUUCUAUGGGUCAUAUCCAUCGGACGGACGAUGUAAUUGUGGAAUAUGAAUCGGCCUCACAACAGGGGGCUAAAGCGAAUAGUUCUUGGUAG
This is a messenger RNA of Penicillium antarcticum, 1140 nucleotides long. RefSeq lists its product as uncharacterized. Bases 1 to 1140 code for a protein of 379 amino acids. The transcript is spliced from 6 exons. The record is from RefSeq and is a predicted model, not a curated record. Lineage: Eukaryota; Fungi; Ascomycota; Eurotiomycetes; Eurotiales; Aspergillaceae.